AGCAUUAUUCCUUUGCAGGAAAAAGGUUGAAGUCGAAACUUGUGGUCAUCUGCUCAACUAAUUAACAUUGAAGACUUGUACGAAGUUUCUACUUCUGCAGUCUCCUCCAUUUCUUCUUUGCUGAAAAAGCUUAGAACAUUUGGCACAUAGCAUCCACACUUUCCUCUCUCACAUCCGGUUAGUUGCUUGCAGUUCAGGAGAAAAGGUUAAUUUCAUUGAAUGAAAUCAAGGAACGAUGAGAUAAUUAGUAAGAUGAUGGAUAUUGAAAGUUCAAGUAAAGGUCAUGAAGCCAGUACACAAGAAGAGGGCAAUAACAUUAAAACUGAGAAGUUCUUGAAGGCACCCUCCACCUCAAGGCAAUGGUCAGCAUUCAGAAAUCCAAGAAUUGUGCGAGUCUCACGUACUUUGGGAGGAAAAGAUAGACACAGCAAGGUUUGCACCAUUAGGGGACUGAGGGACCGAAGGAUUAGACUGUCUGUACCCACAGCAGUUCAGUUAUAUGAUCUUCAAGACAGGCUUGGACUCAACCAACCUAGCAAAGCGGUAGAUUGGUUGCUUGAAGCCACCAAAUCUGAUAUUGAUAAACUACCACCACUUCAAAUUCCUCAUUGUUUUACUCACCAACAAACCCUACUUCCAGGUAACUCUCAGUUUUCUCUUGGACCCUUCUAUGAUCCUGAUUCCAAUUUUAGCAAGGAUGGGGGAAAUCAAAACCUCAUGGCAAAGUCAAGGUAUUGGAAUAUAGAUUCACUAAAUGGUAAGGAGUUAGGUGAAAGUGUGUCAAUCUUCCAAAAAGGCAAGAGCUGGAUCAAAAGAAGUGAACAAGAAAAUCAAGAUGGAAUCUCAAUUGGUGGUACUCAUAAUAGAGAGUAUUCUUCAGCUCAUAAGCUCUUCCCCAUUGGGACUACAAACUCUUCUUUACUUGGUAAUUUUCUAAACAAUGGCAUGACACAUAACUCCUACCACCAUUCUGAGCCUUCAAGUCUAUCUUUGUCCCACUUUGGAAGCCAUGGAUUGUUUCCUUCUCAUCCUAGCAGUGGCAGUGGUGAGCAAUUUUCAUCUUCUAAUUUCUCAGGAGCAUCUGGUCCACAGUUACUUUUUUGUCCACCUUCUGCUACACCAUCUGCUUUUUACUCAGUGGAAAGUGAUCCAAGACAAUCCAACAUCUUGAGCUCAAGUUCCCAAGUCAUGAUGCCUCAUCCUCUCAUUCAUCCAACUAAUUCACCUCUUAGACGCCUUCCAACAUCAUUUAGUUCCAAGCUCCUUGGUUCUGAUAAUAAUGAUCGGAGCCAAGAUAAAGGUAGUACUCGUUCUUGAAGCUCCUCAGCAUGGUUCCUUAAUCUAUCAGUGCUUGCUGGACAUUCUUCAUAUCAAUUAUUCAAGAGGCUAAAGCACAUAAUUUAAAUUUUCGCACUCAGCAGUGGAUUUGAAUUUUGUGAGUAUGGCAAUGCUAUACAUAUACAAUAUUUAUCUUUGAAGUAAUCGUUGUGGUUGCAGCUAGCUGUAGAUACCUCGUUGAUCAAUCAUUAUGAGUAUGAGGUAUAAUAAAACUAUCUGAAUACUGCUCUAAUGUGCUUAUUGUUAGAGAUAUAAUAUAAAAUUAUUCACGUGUUUUUAUCUAAUA
Molecule: messenger RNA, 1624 nt
Organism: Cajanus cajan (pigeon pea)
Lineage: Eukaryota; Viridiplantae; Streptophyta; Magnoliopsida; Fabales; Fabaceae
Cellular component (GO): nucleus
Molecular function (GO): sequence-specific DNA binding; DNA-binding transcription factor activity
Source: RefSeq, a predicted model, not a curated record